Messenger RNA from Cetraspora pellucida, 2424 nucleotides. The record is from the annotation of a GenBank genome assembly. NCBI's taxonomy places the organism in Eukaryota, Fungi, Glomeromycota, Glomeromycetes, Diversisporales, Gigasporaceae.
AUGAAAUCUUAUCUACAGUUAAUUGGUAGUGGAACAUUUGAUGUACCACCUUCAAUUAUGGUUCAUUUUGAUAAUCAACAAAAUAGUCAAAGAUAUUUAUUUAAUUGUGGUGAAGGAACUCAAAGGUUUUGUUUACAAAAUAAAUUAAAAGCUUCCAAAUUAAAAAAUGUCUUUUUGACUAGAGUCAACUGGAAUUGUUUUGGCGGACUUCCAGGUAUGCUACUUACAAUGGCUGAUGCAGGUUCCAAAGAAAUUAAAUUAUAUGGUGGCCCAAAUUUGACACAUGCAAUAACUGCGACUAGAGGUUUUAUUUUAAGAUCAACCAUGUCAGUGGAAACACAUGAAUUUCAAGAAGAUGGGAUGACGUUCAAGGAUGAUAAUAUGACUAUAUACCCAAUAUUUUUUGAUCCGGAAGAAUCCAAUAAUAAUAUUUCAUCCUCAUCCUCACAAGGAGGGGUCAACUUACCAUCAAAACGUGCUAAUGAUUCUACACUUGAUACUGUCGAUAAUACAUCUUUACAAUAUAAGAAAGAAAUUUUAUCUUUAAUGUUUAAUAAAAGUCAUCAGCCUCAUAAUCCUAAAGGGACAAAAAAGUCAAAAACAUACGAAGAAAAUUCUGCAUUAGAGAUUUCCGACGAAGUACAAAGUGAAAAAUCUUCAUCCUCUAAAAAUGAUGAUUCAUUGAUUCAACAACGUAGAAAAUUAUUUCCUAAGAGAUUACCAAAAUCAAGACCUUCAUCAGCAUCUAUUGCUUACGUUUGUGUUGGACCAAAAUAUAAAGGAAAAUUUGAUCCACAAGCUGCUAAAGCCCUUGGUUUAAAGCCUGGACGCCAAUAUGCCGACUUAGUGAAUGGGAAAGCAGUAACUGCCCCGGAUGGAACAAUUGUUCAUCCAAACCAAGUUUUGGGUCCCUCUCGAGCCGAUGUUCCGUCAACAUCUUACAUACCUUCAAUAUGUGCAUCUCCAGAGUUUGCCACGUAUCAAACAGAUAAUAAAGAUUUACAGCCUCGAAUUAUAAUUCAUAUGCUUGGUGAUGGUGUUUUGGAAAACGAGAAGUAUCAAAUAUGGAUGAAAAAAUUUGGCCCAAAUACUGAACAUGUUAUCAUGAAUGAGCAAUAUUGCCCGCAAAGAAUAAUAUUUAAUAGCAUUGCGGAAAGUCAAUUAAAAUUGUCCAAGAUUGAUGAAAACCGAUUCCGUAUACCUUAUUAUUCAAAUCAACCUGAAAAACUAUUAGAUUCAAUUCCCAAUAUUCCAAAGACAACGCAUUUAGCUGCUCCAUUAUUGACUUUUCAGAUGGAGCCUUCAUUCGAUAUUGAUAGUUCCAAUUUACCGGAAUUAUUUGAUCAUAAUAACGAAAAUUCACGAGCAGUUAAAGAAUUAAAUAAAAAUAUAGAAUAUCUUAAAAUUGCAGCACAAGUACAAGAAGAAGUUGCGACAGCAACUCCUAAAGCAAUGAAUAUUCCUGGGAAUAAUGUUAUCGUUACAACUCUUGGUACCGGAUCAACACUUCCUUCAAAAUACAGAAAUGUGAGUUCAACACUUCUUACUAUACCAAAUGAUGGGUCUAUCCUGCUCGAUGUUGGAGAAGGUACACUCGGUGCACUAUUCAGACAUUUUGGUCCAUUAGGUAAAACUCGUGAAGGGCAAAUUAGUAUAGAAGAGCUUUUUAAUAGUUUGAAAUGCAUUUUUAUAUCACACAUGCAUGCGGAUCAUCACUUGGGCAUAGUUGGAAUUUUAUCAAAAUGGAAUGAGUUAAAAAAAGAUCCAAGUGGUUUUAUUCAUAUUGUUGGACCACCAAAAUUAUGGAAGUGGCUUAGCGAGUUCAGUGAUGUUCAAGACUUUGGAUUAUCCAGAACAAGGUUCAUAGAUAAUCGUGAUAUUUUGUCUUUACAGAAACAAAGUGGAUCACCUAAAAAAAUUUCAAAUAGUCUAAAAUCAUUAAAAGAAUCCAUAAAUCUCAAAAGAUUCGAAACCAUAGAAGUUAUUCAUUGUCCAUUUGCCUUUGGAAUAAGUAUUGAACAUUUAGAUGGUUGGAAAAUUGUAUAUUCUGGCGAUACGCGCCCAUGUGAUGAUCUUGUGAAUGUAGGAAAAAAUGCAACGCUUUUGCUUCAUGAGGCAACAUUUGAAAAUGACUUGCUUGAAGAAGCUUUGAAUAAAAAACAUAGUACAACUGAAGAAGCUGUAAAAAUUGGAGAACGAAUGAAUGCACAUUCAAUAUUAUUGACUCAUUUUAGUCAAAGAUACCCCAAAGUACCUGUAUUCACGGAUGAUCACGGUAAAGUUGGAAUUAGUUUUGAUUUUAUGCAAGUAAAUAUUGGUGAAUUGUAUAAAUUGCCGAAAUAUGUUAAAGCUCUUAAGGUAUUAUACUGUGAAAAUAGUGAAGAGGCUAACGAUUCUAAGGAUGAUGAUUGGAUACAAGAAUAA